This is a messenger RNA of Penicillium bovifimosum, 285 nucleotides long. RefSeq lists its product as uncharacterized. NCBI's taxonomy places the organism in Eukaryota, Fungi, Ascomycota, Eurotiomycetes, Eurotiales, Aspergillaceae. The coding region runs from base 1 to 285 and encodes 94 amino acids. The transcript is spliced from 2 exons. The record is from RefSeq and is a predicted model, not a curated record.
AUGGAAAUGCCCAAUAAGCGUAUCUAUACAUACAGCUCUCAUCCCGAGAUAUCUGCCCCAACUAAGGCGGAAAUAGAAAAGCGUCCUCAACCCGCAGUUCACAGGACUCCCGCCUACUAUCUUCCCGGUUCUUCGGCUGAGUUGAUCUUUCCCAAGCCCCCGGUUUUUAAUGUCCCAGAACGUCGGAAUAUUCGGGAGAAUCUAUCAGUUGAAGAAUUUUGCGCCCCACCAAAUGAUUAUGACCCGGCUCUUUUGGAUAGCAAAGAGCUUUUCCUUCAGAUAUGA